This is a messenger RNA of Polistes canadensis, 1653 nucleotides long. It is a transcript of the gene Mob2, whose product is annotated as MOB kinase activator-like 2. The transcript has 5 exons. Lineage: Eukaryota; Metazoa; Arthropoda; Insecta; Hymenoptera; Vespidae. Gene Ontology annotation, molecular function: protein kinase activator activity. The record is from RefSeq and is a predicted model, not a curated record. Gene Ontology annotation, biological process: positive regulation of protein phosphorylation; signal transduction. Gene Ontology annotation, cellular component: cytoplasm; nucleus. The coding region runs from base 261 to 1169 and encodes 302 amino acids.
AAAGGGAGGGAUAUAUUAAAAAUCCUUUUUAAAAGAUAAGAACCUCGAAGUGAGCUCGAGCAAUUGGCGUAAGUCGUCAGUCGCUCUAAGCUACAUAGGGGUUCAAUGAGAACUAAUCAAUCAAGAUUUGGUGCAUACCGAGUGUACGUGAAAAAAUCCUUGGCCACGACGUCCUCCGUGGUAUCGUCGGUGGCCCGCCGAAGAGGUCAUCCUCGGCAGCUACUAUAACGGCUACUACGGUGACGUCGGCCACAGGGACAAUGUUACGUUCACCUGCUCGAGUUGUACUCCAUCAGGAGGGAAACAACGUAACUUCAGGUGUAUCAUCGUCCUCAUCGACGAUGUCAGCACCUGCCACUCCUGUUCAUUACGGUGGUGGUGGUGGUGGUGGUGGUAGUAAUAGUACAACAACAACUACCCCAGCAAGCUCAUCUUCCCGACUUUCCCUUCUCGACACCUGCCACAGGAAAAUCAGGCUCUUCGGCGAGCUCGUCGCAAAAGCCCGACGAAAGGAGAAAGAUGCGGGUACUACAGAAGAUCCUAAACUCUAUUUGGAGGAGGCGGCUUUAGAAAGACAGCUGCCCGAGUUGGAUUUAAGGAUGCUAGUUGAUCUGCCACCCGGUUUGGAUUAUAACGAGUGGUUGGCAUCACAUACCCUCGCACUGUUCGAUCAUAUUAAUCUCGUUUAUGGCACUAUAUCUGAAUUUUGCACUAUGACUGGUUGCCCAGAUAUGACUGGUCCCGGCCUGAGGACGUAUUUAUGGUUUGACGAAAAAGGUAAAAAAACGAGGGUAGCAGCGCCACAGUAUAUAGAUUAUGUUAUGACAUUUACACAACGCACCGUUAGCGAUGAAACUAUAUUUCCUACUAAAUAUGCGAAUGAAUUUCCAAGUUCGUUCGAAUCAAUAGUGCGUAAGAUCCUGCGGCUACUGUACCACGUGGUGGCACACAUUUACCACUGCCACUUCCGAGAGGUGGCACUCUUGGGGUUGCAUGCUCACCUCAAUUGUGUAUUCGCUCACCUCACUCUCCUUAAUCAACGCUUCAAUCUUAUCGAUCCCAAGGAAACGGAAAUCCUAGGAGACUUAGAGGCUGCUCUCUUGGGUGACUCAUCAUCCACGCCUUCGCAAACUUUAGCCAUCCAGGAGACUCCGACCACAAACAGCUAGAUCACAAUGCACAGCAUGCCAGAGGUUGCAGUUCCUGAGAGUAGGUGACGAUAGGCGUUUGUUUGAUUUCUUAAAAAUAGGAUAUACGUGAAAGAAAGUUUACAAGGAAAAAGAUUACACUUAUUACACGCAUGCACACAUACACAAACACAAGUAUACACAGAAAAAGUGAAGCGAUUCUGUAAAAACCAAGUAGUACCUGUAAAUAGCGAAGUGUGAGAACUACAACUACAAUGAUGUAAUUAGGUUCCUCCGUUUGUUGUUUGUGAGAUUGUACAUAAUUUAUUAAUAACGAUAAGAUAUAUAUGAGAAAGGAAGAAGGGAAGAAAGAAGAAGAUGAUCAAUUCAUUAAUGAUUAUAUUGAUGAAAAUUAGUUGACGAAAUAUAAGAGAGAUCAUUUGUUCCGUAAAAAAAUAAAUGAACCAAUAAGAAUAUUGUAAAGUUAAAGAGAGUAAUACCAAAUAUAUACCUGGUGUUAAGGCAA